GUUCAGGAAUGAAUAAAAAUACUAUAAAUAUAAAUAUUGGUGUUUUGGGACACGUGGAUAGUGGAAAAACUAGUUUGGUUCGUUCCAUUAGCACUAUACUAUCGACAGCUGCUUUAGACAAGCAUCCUCAGAGUUCUGAAAGAGGAAUCACCUUGGACUUGGGAUUUUCUGCUUUUAUGUUACAAAAAGAUAAAGAAGAAACCUCUGAACAAGUACAGAUAACUUUGGUUGACUGUCCUGGUCACGCUUCCCUCUUGAAGACAGUAUUAGGAGGUUCGAAGAUUAUAGAUGCUUUACUAUUAGUGAUUGAUGUCACAAAGGGUAUACAAAUGCAAACUUCUGAAUGUAUAGUAGUUGGAGAAUUGGUGACUGACAAAGCAAUCAUUGUAUUCAGCAAGAUAGAUUUGAUUCCUCCCGAUGAACGCACUCAAAAGAUGGCUCUAAUGAAGAAGAGAACUUUCAAGGCACUUCAACAAACAAAGUUUAAGGAUGCCCCUUAUGUGUUCGUUGCUGCUAAUCCCAGUCAAAGAGAGAAACUGGAACCUCAUAUAUCAGAAAAUGUGCAGCCUUGGGGAAUGGAAGAGCUUCUAAGUACUAUUGCGAAGUAUAUACCGAUUCCCGAGAGAAGCCAUGAAGGAAAGUUUCUAUUUGCUUUUGAUCAUUGUUUUGGAGUAAAGGGACAUGGAACUGUUUUCACAGGAACUGUAUUACAAGGUGCCAUUCAUGUGGGUGAUCUGAUACACAUACCAAAUAUUGGAAUAUCAAGGAAGGUAAAGAGUAUGCAGAUAUAUCGUAAACCAGUUACACAAUGUGGACAAGGAGAACGAGUAGCCAUUUGUAUAUCGCGAUGUCCUUCCGACAAAGUCGAACGAGGAUUCUUGGCUAUUCCAGGAUAUUUGUCUUUAUCCACUUGUUUUAUAACCUCGGCACACAAAGUACGUUUCUAUCGAGAAGAGUGUUUGUCCAAGUCAAAAUUUCAUGUGACUGUUGGACAUUCCACAGCAGUUGCUACAGUAACUUUCUUCUCCAUGUAUUCUCAUUGCCAAAUGAAGGAUUGUUUUUCAUUCGAUGAAAGGUACUUCUAUGAAAAGCAACUGGAAAAUGAUGAUAGAGAUUCCAAUCCUAACAAGAUUUUUUUUGCUUUGAUAAAAACUGACAUUCCUCUAUGUAUUUAUCCGAAAGUUGGAUUCAUAGCUUCGCGUUUAGACUGGGACACUGAGGUGAGUCGAUGUAGAAUUGCAUUCCAUGGAGAUGUCUUGGCGCAAAUGCAUGAUACGGCAUCAGCAGUCGUAACAGAUAAAAAGAAUGAUAUGUUGCAUCUUACCAAGAUAAAGAAACGUCAAGGAACUGUUGAAAGAAUACAAGAUAAUCAAAUUCUCAUAGUGAAGGGAUUUUUUCAAAAAGACGCCAAUGUCGAAAUUUUCGAAAAAAUGAGAGUCAGUUUUGAGAAUGGUGUUCGUGGAUACAUCGAGGGCAAAUUCGGGAAAUCCGGCAAGUUACGAGUCAGACUCUUAUCACAAUCUGAGAAAAUACCAGAGACAGGAUCAAAAGUAGAAUUCGUGUUUCAUAAAGUUUUCUCUGUUGACCACGAAACCAAGAAAAAAAAUGUGUAUAUCACCCAAGAAGACUUGUAGAAUGUUUCCGAUAAUUAAAUUACGAAAAGUUAAA
Molecule: messenger RNA, 1668 nt
Organism: Galdieria sulphuraria
Lineage: Eukaryota; Rhodophyta; Bangiophyceae; Galdieriales; Galdieriaceae
Product: selenocysteine-specific elongation factor-like protein
Exons: 1
Coding region: 9-1634 (541 amino acids)
Biological process (GO): selenocysteine incorporation
Molecular function (GO): GTPase activity; translation elongation factor activity; GTP binding
Source: RefSeq, a predicted model, not a curated record